AUGUUUCCAGGACUCAUUUCCUUUUGUUCCCACUCGGUGGAAAGACCCUCCGGGUCUUGGCUGAGUCAGUUCGUCCCAAAUUCUGCCACACGAGUGAUCUGUCCCCCGCGACACCGCCCACCACAACUCUAUAUAACCCGCGUCUGUCUCUUCGUCUUCCUCUUCUUUUUCUUUUCUUCUCUAGCUCUCUUUGCCUUUUGGCUUAGAUCAAGUGUAGUAUCUGUUCUUUUCAGUUUAAUCUCUGAAAGGUCUCUAAGGAGACCAAUCGUGAUUAUUCUUAUUUUUGGCUUUAGGGAAGAGUCCUCUGUGCUUGCACACGACUCAUCCCACAGUGUCCCUGGUAUUACACUGCCUCCAGGCGACGCGAACCUCUUUUUUCAUUGUAUGCCCUGGCUUGUUCAGGGGUAUGAAGAAGAAACUGCUUUCCCAGAUGUACUCAGCUGUUAG
This is a messenger RNA of Colletotrichum gloeosporioides, 447 nucleotides long. RefSeq lists its product as uncharacterized. NCBI's taxonomy places the organism in Eukaryota, Fungi, Ascomycota, Sordariomycetes, Glomerellales, Glomerellaceae. Bases 1 to 447 code for a protein of 148 amino acids. The transcript has 2 exons. The record is from RefSeq and is a predicted model, not a curated record.